Molecule: messenger RNA, 690 nt
Organism: Prorocentrum cordatum
Lineage: Eukaryota; Dinophyceae; Prorocentrales; Prorocentraceae
Source: the annotation of a GenBank genome assembly
AUGCAGAUCUUCGUGAAGACGCUGACGGGCAAGACCAUCACCCUGGAUGUGGAAGCCUCUGACACAAUCGACAACGUGAAGGCGAAGAUCCAGGAUAAGGAGGGCAUCCCUCCGGACCAGCAGCGCCUGAUCUUUGCGGGGAAGCAGCUGGAAGACGGGCGCACGCUGUCUGACUAUAACAUCCAGAAAGAGUCCACGCUGCACCUCGUGCUGCGCCUGCGCGGAGGCAUGCAGAUCUUCGUGAAGACGCUGACGGGCAAGACCAUCACCCUGGAUGUGGAAGCCUCUGACACGAUCGACAACGUGAAGGCGAAGAUCCAGGAUAAGGAGGGCAUCCCUCCGGACCAGCAGCGCCUGAUCUUUGCGGGGAAGCAGCUGGAAGACGGGCGCACGCUGUCUGACUAUAACAUCCAGAAAGAGUCCACGCUGCACCUCGUGCUGCGCCUGCGCGGAGGCAUGCAGAUCUUCGUGAAGACGCUGACGGGCAAGACCAUCACCCUUGAUGUGGAAGCCUCUGACACAAUCGACAACGUGAAGGCGAAGAUCCAGGAUAAGGAGGGCAUCCCUCCGGACCAGCAGCGCCUGAUCUUUGCGGGGAAGCAGCUAGAAGACGGGCGCACGCUGUCUGACUAUAACAUCCAGAAAGAGUCCACGCUGCACCUCGUGCUGCGCCUGCGCGGAGGCAAGUAG